UAAGCAGUAAAUGGAAGCUGCAUAAUUCAACUUCGAGCUCGGCGAAAUAUUAAUUAAUGGUAAUACUAAAAAUAAGUGAUGCACAAUUAACGCCUCAAGUAUUUAAUUACUUAAGGGCAAUAGAAUUAUAAUUAAAUAUGGUGCGAAGUAGCGACAAGGACAGGCAUCAUCGACGAAGGUCAAGAUCGAGAUCUAGAUCCCGAUCGGCCGAACCUGAAAAGAAACGACGACGAUCGAGAAGCAGAGAUCGUGAAAGGGACCGAGACAAGGGUCGACAUAGAGAACGAAGAAGUCGUUCACGAGACAGAGAUAGAGACAGGAGCGACAGAAGGGAGCGUUCUGAAAGGGACAGAGACCGGGAAAGAAAACGUGGAGACAGUAAAGAAAAGCGUCUUACAGGCUCAAAGUCUUCGCGCUCCGGCAAAGAACGAUCAAACAGGUCUCGGUCACGCGAUAGAAAAGAUAAAGAGAAAGGCGACAGUGAAGAGUUGCCUUUUGAUCAUACAAAGUUAGAUAAGGAAGAAGAGCAAAAGAGACUAGAAUUGGAAAUGCAAAAAAGAAGGGAGAGGAUAGAAAGAUGGCGAGCAGAGAGGAAGAAGAAAGAACUGGAAGCAACAAAAAAAGACGGUAAGACAUCUAUUUUGGCAAAUCUUCAGCUACCCAUGAAAAAGUGGUCCCUUGAGGAUGAUAGUGAUGAAGAGACUCCUGUGGUACAGAAUAACAGCAAGGAGGCAAAAGAAGAAGGUGUAAAAGAAGAAGUUGAAGAAAUAAAGGAAGAAGUAAAAAAUGAAGAAGAAAUUGAUCCACUUGAUGCUUUUAUGGCAGAGGUUCAAGAAGAAGUAAGGAAAGUGAAUAAAUUUGACAGCAAAGCUCCGAAAAGUGCCAAUAAUGGCACUAAUUCUGGAGCACAAAGUGGUGGCGUAGUCAUUGUGACUGGUGUGGCUAAGAAAAAAGUUCAGAAACAAAAAGGAGAAUUGAUUGAGCAAAAUCAAGACGGCUUGGAGUAUUCCAGCGAAGAAGAGGGCGAAAAUCUUCAUGAAACUGCGGCUGGUAUAGCGAACAAGCAGAAGCGAGAAUUGGCCAAAGUUGAUCACGCUACAACAGAUUAUCAACCAUUCCGAAAAUCUUUCUAUGUUGAAGUUCCCGAAAUUGCAAGGAUGACGCCAGAAGAAGUAGAGGCGUACAAAGAAGAAUUAGAAGGUAUUCGUGUGAAAGGCAAAGGAUGUCCAAAACCUAUAAAAUCUUGGGCACAAUGCGGUGUGACUAAAAAAGAAUUAGAAGUAUUGAAAAAACUUGGUUAUGAGAAACCAACGCCUAUUCAAUGCCAGGCGAUUCCGGCGAUUAUGUCUGGUCGUGAUCUUAUAGGUAUCGCAAAAACUGGAAGCGGAAAAACGUUAGCUUUUUUGUUACCAAUGUUUCGUCAUAUACUCGAUCAGCCACCGCUAGCUGAUGGAGACGGACCAAUUGCACUGAUCAUGACACCGACUAGAGAAUUGUGCAUGCAAAUCGGUAGGGAUUCGAAGAAAUUCACGAAGUCACUGGGUCUUUCCCAUGUGUGUGUUUAUGGUGGAACCGGAAUUUCCGAACAGAUAGCAGAACUUAAAAGAGGAGCCGAGAUUAUCGUGUGCACACCAGGAAGAAUGAUCGAUAUGCUCGCCGCUAACAGCGGACGAGUGACCAAUUUACGUCGAGUGACGUAUGUGGUGCUCGACGAAGCCGAUAGGAUGUUUGACAUGGGUUUUGAGCCGCAAGUGAUGCGUAUUAUGGAGAACGUAAGACCGGACCGACAGACGGUGCUGUUCAGCGCGACAUUUCCUCGACAGAUGGAGGCGUUAGCCAGGAGAAUACUCACCAGACCGGUCGAAGUGCAGGUCGGCGGACGUUCUGUUGUUUGUAAGGACGUCGAGCAACAUGUUGUUGUGCUCGAGGAAGAUCAAAAGUUCUACAAACUGCUCGAGAUUCUUGGGCAUUACCAGGAUAAAGGCUCCACCAUUAUAUUUGUGGACAAACAGGAAAACGCAGAUACAUUGUUAAAGGAUCUUAUGAAAGCCUCGUACUCGUGCAUGUCUCUUCAUGGUGGUAUUGACCAAUGCGACAGAGAUUCGACCAUAUUGGACUUCAAAGCCGGACGAACGAAAUUGCUCGUGGCUACAUCUGUCGCUGCUAGAGGCUUGGAUGUCAAACACUUGGUAUUGGUCAUCAAUUAUGAUUGUCCUAAUCAUUAUGAGGAUUACGUACACAGAUGCGGUAGAACUGGUCGUGCUGGAAAUAAAGGAUAUGCGUAUACCUUUAUCACGUCAGAACAGGAACGUUACGCCGGCGAUAUUCUACGUGCGCACGAAUUAGCGGGUGUACCCGUGCCGGAACCGUUGCGUCAGUUGUGGGAGGGCUACAAAGCUCGCCAAGCCGCAGACGGAAAGAAAGUCCAUACCGGAGGUGGUUUCAGCGGGAAAGGUUUUAAGUUUGACGAAUCGGAAGCCGCUUUGGCGAACGAGAAAAAGAAAUUCCAGAAGGCAGCUCUAGGACUGCAAGACUCUGACGAUGAGGACAUAGAGAACGAUAUCGACCAACAGAUCGAGAGUAUGCUGGCGCCUAAGCGAACAGUUCGCGAGAUAGCCAGGCCGACCGCAACGAGUAUUACGGUGCCCGGGCAACCAGUGCCUAGCGCCACUGAUAAGUUGGAAUUGGCUAGGAGAUUGGCGUCAAAGAUCAACAUUGCGAAAAAUUUGGGCGCCGAGGCGAAAGGCGCCACUCAGCAAGCGGCGGAAGCCAUACUCAAGGGUGCGGGACCUACGAAUCUUAUUACGGCAAAAACAGUCGCUGAACAAUUGGCGGCCAAACUGAAUACAAAAUUGAAUUAUCAGCCGCGCGAGGAGGAUCUCGUGGAGAGCGACGCAGAGACGGGCGAGCAAACAUUCCGCAAGUACGAGGAGGAACUUGAGAUCAACGAUUUUCCGCAACAAGCUAGAUGGCGGGUCACGAGUAAGGAGGCUCUAGCUCAGAUAUCAGAAUACUCUGAGGCUGGUCUUACAGUACGUGGAACAUACAUUGCACCUGGGAAGACACCACCGGAAGGCGAAAGGAAGUUAUACCUGGCGAUAGAAUCAACGAGCGAAUUAGCGGUCAGCAAAGCGAAGGCGGAAGUGUCACGACUUAUCAAGGAGGAGCUCAUCAAACUGCAGGCGUCCGGCGCUCACACCGCGUCACGUGGUCGCUACAAAGUUUUGUAAAAUUUACAUGGUAUCAUAUACGGAUGUAGACGAUGAAGGUUAGAAAUUUAUUAUACAUAUAAACAAAGAGUUGGUAUUUGUUUAUAUUUAACAGUACAAUAACAAAAUACUUAACGAUUA
Molecule: messenger RNA, 3350 nt
Organism: Linepithema humile (Argentine ant)
Lineage: Eukaryota; Metazoa; Arthropoda; Insecta; Hymenoptera; Formicidae
Gene: Prp5
Product: pre-mRNA processing factor 5
Molecular function (GO): RNA binding; RNA helicase activity; ATP binding
Source: RefSeq, a predicted model, not a curated record